UCCAUUUUCUCUCUCUAGAUUCACUAACACAGCUUUAUUGAAUUUCUCUCACUAAGUUCUCUAGCACGCAGCUGGAACUCUCUCUCUCUCUCUCUACCUAAUUGACAUAUUCUCACUAUGUAAAAGGGUGAUAUAAUUCAGCCUUGUGCUAGUCACAUUUUUCUCUCGCUAAGGGACAAAGAUUUUUGUCACCAGACACUCGUUAUCACAGAAUUUUAAAGCUUACCCAUUUUUUAUAUUUAUUUACCAGAUUUCUUCAAAUUGAAAAUCGAGUAGGAGAAAUUUCUCUCAUUUUUCUUGUAAUCUUCUCCUUAAAUUUGCACAUACAACUUUCUUUGGUGAGUAUUCAUCCCCACCAUCUAUCCUAAGAAUGAAUGGUGGAUGUCUCGUCCGUGCAUCGUAUAUUCCUUUUGAAACAGACAAAAUUGCACCCCCUGAUUACGCAUCCAAUACGGACCACGAACACCGGUGAUAAAUCUUGUGCAAGAGAGGCUGCUAGUUUUGUUCUAGAAGUUUCUCUCUCUACCUUAAACAGUUAAACCCUCAGUCUUCAAAGCCCAUCCAUCUUUGCUACUUAAACCCUGAAUCCAUAAUUUAUCUUGUAUCUCUCUACUUUCUCUCUCUACCUUAGUCUUCAAAGCCACUGAGCACUCCAUUUGUGCUUUUUAUCUCUUUAUUCUCUCUCUGCCUUAGUCUUCAAAGCCAUUGAGUAUUUCAUUUGAGUUUUCUUUUGAUAUUGUAUAAUAGAUCAGUGGUUUUUUCUCUCUUCCUCUGCUCUGAAGGCUAUUCCUAAUAUCGAGAUGGCCCUUAACAAUGUGCCAGUUCCUGUAUCUUUUGUUUCUUAUUCUAAAACAUCAUUUACUCGUACCCCAACAUCUGUGUUUCCUCUGCUUGUGGAGAAAAGCCCAAAAACUUUUGCAGCAAUGAAGAUUAGUGGGAGGUUUGGAUCAAGCAAAGGAGGAGCAGUCCUCUUGGAGCGCCCAACAUUCGACCAGUCACAGUUUGAUCCUUCUCUCAGUGUUGAAGAAGGAGGAGAGAUGGGGAGGCUUUGUGAUAAAAAAGGUCCAGGGAGUGGAGAUAGUUACAGAGUACUGCUGCUUGAUCAUGAACGCCAUACUGAAAAGCAAGUCGAAACCGUGUUGCCAAAAGUUGUACCAUCUGUUACUCCUGUUGAUGCGAGGAGGUGUUUCCAUGAAUCUCGACAGACUGGAGCUGGUCUAGUUACUGUAACUGUGAAGGAGCACGCCGAGCAUUACUCUCAGAUGAUGAUUCGUAGUGGAUUGAGAUCGGCCAUUGAACCGGAUAGUAAUGUGAUUUAGAAAGCUUGCAUUUGAAAGAAGUAUUCUAUAUUUGCUCAAAAAGGCAGCAGGAGAAAGCAGAUAAUUUUGCAGCUAGUAUCAGGCAGAACUCAUUUACUGUUGUAUUCUUUUAUAUCAAUUUUCAGAUAUUUGUUUCUGGUAGGUUAGACAAGAUUAGUUUCUCUUACUGUUGUUAUUUGUUUCAUUUAUUUUUCCCUGUAGUUUCAAUCCAUAGGGGCGGCACCAAAUGUAGAUGUCUAAAUUGAGAAUAGUGAAUGGUUAUAUGACAUUAGUUUGGUAUUUUGGGUUUUAAUGGCACUCAGGUUUGAAAA
Amborella trichopoda is the source of this 1630-nucleotide messenger RNA. Its product is annotated as ATP-dependent Clp protease adapter protein CLPS2, chloroplastic. Gene Ontology annotation, biological process: proteolysis. NCBI's taxonomy places the organism in Eukaryota, Viridiplantae, Streptophyta, Magnoliopsida, Amborellales, Amborellaceae. The record is from RefSeq and is a predicted model, not a curated record.